AUGCCUGACGAAGCUAAGACUUUGUGGAAAAGGCUCCUCUCUGGCCCGACCAUCGACUUUUACGUCGGUGAAGAGCGUCGGCAUUGGUCGCUGCAUCGCAACCUACUAUGUCACCAUUCGCCCUACUUCGAGUCCGAGUUCCUCGCCGACAAGACAUCCAGCCCGUCACAGAGGUCAGAGCUUGAACUGCCUGACCAAGACCCCUCUGGCUUCGAGUUGCUUGUAAAAUGGCUGUAUCAGGGCACCUUGGACGACACGUCCGACAUGACGGAUGAGAAGAAAUACGACUACUCCGUAGCCUGCCACAAGUUAUACCUUCUCUGCAACAAGUUUGACCUCCCAGUCUUGAGAAACGAGUCCAUCGACCGAUACAGACAGGGCUUGCUCGAAGCCCAACUCGUCCCCGAUGCCGAAGAGAUCAACGAGAUCUAUCGCAGCUCUCCAGUCGGUUCGCCCUUUCGAAAGCUCAUGGCUCAAAUCGCCGCGCGACAGAUCAUGGAUCCGGACAGUGACAAGAAUGCUGAGAGUUACCGAAACUGCUUCAAAGACAAUCCCGAUUUUGCAGUCGACAUGGUCAACGCGAUCAAGGCUGGUACUGGAGGCAUACUGUUUGACGAUCCGACAGACGGCGACGAGGCUGCAUACCAUGAGGACCCCACUAUACGCCAAAACGGCAGCGGUAAAGGUACUUAG
Molecule: messenger RNA, 693 nt
Organism: Aureobasidium namibiae CBS 147.97
Lineage: Eukaryota; Fungi; Ascomycota; Dothideomycetes; Dothideales; Saccotheciaceae
Exons: 1
Coding region: 1-693 (230 amino acids)
Molecular function (GO): protein binding
Source: RefSeq, a predicted model, not a curated record